GUCCUCCUCCGGCCCAGGAUAAGAGAUGAAUGUGGUCCAGGAGGGAGGGGCUGAUCCCUCACAAUGAGCUGGUCCAUGCUUGCUUAUAAAGAGCCUGCAGGAUACGCCGACUUCCUUCUCAGUGUCACUUUUUUUUCCUGGGCAUCUAACAAAGCACCACCAACCUCUUGCUCACCAUGAGUAACCCCGGCUUACGCAGUUCUUCCACUUCAUACCGUCGCACUUUUGGGGGUCCCCUCUUGUCCCCGGUCUCUUAUACCUCCUCCUCCAGGUUCUCUUCUUCCAGGCACUUGGCGAGCCCAUCUCCAGGUCCCUCCAGCCGCUCCUCUUCUGCCUAUAGGGUGAGAUCCAGCACACCGGUCAGAGUUAACUUGGACAGAGUAGACUUCUCUGUAGCUGAGGCUCUGAAUCAGGAGUUUCUGACCACUCGCAGCAAUGAGAAGGCGGAGAUGCAAGAGCUCAAUGACCGCUUUGCCACCUUCAUAGAAAAAGUGCGGUACCUGGAACAGCAGAAUGCGGUUCUGGUCACCGAGAUCAACCAAGCCAGAUCCAAGGAGCCGACCCGGGCGGCGGACCUGUGUCAGCAGGAGCUGAGGGAGCUGCGCCGGCAGCUGGAUGUACUGGGGAAGGAUAAGGACCGCGUACAGGUGGAGAGGGACAACCUAGCAGACGACCUCAACUUCCUCAAGCAGAGGUUGGAUGAGGAGGUCCAUAAACGUGAAGAUGCAGAAAACAAUCUUGUGUUAUUUAGAAAGGAUGUAGAUGAUGCUACCCUCUAUCGGCUGGAGCUGGAGAGAAAGAUUGAAUCUCUGAUGGAUGAAAUAGAAUUUCUGAAGAAGCUUCAUGAGGAGGAACUUAAUGAUGUGCAGGAAACAGUGCAAGUACAACCAAUACACAUGGAAAUUGAGGCAUCGAAACAGCCCGACCUGACAGCUGCACUGAGAGAAAUCCGAACUCAGUAUGAGUCCAUAGCAGCCAAAAAUCUGCAGGAAUCUGAGGAUUGGUACAAAUCUAAGUUUGCUGACCUGUCAACUGCUGCAAAUCGGAAUAAUGAGGCUCUGCGUCAAGCUAAACAGGAAAUGAAUGAAUCCCGGCGCCAGAUCAAGAGCCUGACUUGUGAAAUUGAAGGGCUAAAAGGAUCGAAUGAAUCUCUGUUACGUCAGAUGAAGGAUUUGGAGGAUCAAUUUGGGGUGGAGGCAGCUAACUACCAGGAUACAAUUGGAAGACUAGAUCAGGAGAUACAACAUAUGAAGGAGGAGAUGGCGCGUCACCUGCGGGAAUACCAGGAUCUGCUGAAUGUUAAGAUGGCACUAGAUAUUGAGAUUGCAACUUACAGAAAACUGCUGGAAGGAGAGGAGAGCAGGAUUUCUGUGCCUGUGCACUCCUUUACAUCUCUUAGUAUUAAAAGUCCGGCUCCUGAACCUGAACCCAUGCCUGAAGUUCAUACUAGGAAAACUGUAGUAAUUAAAACAAUUGAGACUCGUGAUGGGGAGCAGGUAGUCACUGAAUCCCGGAAAGAGCAGUCUUCAGAAGGCAACAAGUGACCUCUUACUUAUAAUUCGAGACACCCGGUGCCCCUGGAAAACUCUGAAUUAACCCAAGCCUAGAGACCAUAAAGCCGCCUGUGCUAUCCCAUUUGACUGACCGAUAUGGAACAGCAUCCAUGUGGAAAUUAGGGGUUGCAUUACUAUCAUCCAUUAUUUGAUGAUUAAUCAGCUCCUAAAAGCCUGUGUUCUAGAUAUUAGUGUCAAUAUUUGUUUUCAGAAUUUAACCCAUACUAAUGUUGUAUGUAAUCACAAUGCAGUGCUUAUGUGUUCCCACAUUAUAAAUACUAUUCAACACUUAUUCUUCCUACAAACAAAAUCACCAGCUGCAUUAACUGAUAGCUGUUGAAAUGAUUAUUUAACCUAUACAGACAUGUUCACUUGUCUUGAAGUCAUAUUUACCUUAUAAACCUAAUUUGGUAAAGCUUUAACCCUUUACUGGCAGAAAGGUUAGAAAAGUGUUGAUGACUUUAAGAUAUACUGUAUAUGGCAAGGGAGAAUUUCAGACAAAAACAAAGCUGAGGUUAUCUCAAUGCUUGAUAAUAUACCUUCUAGUAUUAAAGUGCUAAAGAAGACAAUGGCCCAUAUUAAUCAAGGUCUGGCGGACCAGAUCCAACACUGCGGAUCAGGUCCGCCAGACCUCGCUGAAUACGGCGAGCAAUAUGCUCGCCGUAUUCAGCAUUGCACCACCAGCAUUGGCCGGCCGCCAACAGGGGGGUGUCAAUCAACCCGAUCGUACUCGAUCGGGUUUAUUUCCGGCAAUGUCUGUCCGCCUGCUCAGAGCAGCGGUCUUUGUGACCGCUGCUUCAUAAAUGCUGUUUCUGGCGAGCCUGCAGGCUAGACAGAAACAGGGGGCAUCAAGCGCCAUACGGAGCUUGAUAAAUAUACCCCAAUGUAUUCUCUCACUAGUAACAGCAUUUCUCAGCUUUAUCAUAUUCUGGUCCCUCAGUAUCACCGUACAUAUGACAAAUCAAGCGUGCUGGUUGGCUUUAGGUGCUAGCUGCUGCCCAGGGUAGGAAGUGCUUGAAGACAAGACAGCUGUGAAGCGACUUUGGUGCUAUGAUUACCUUGCCUCUUAGUAAUGGUUGGGAAUCCACCCUAUAAGCCUUUUAGCAAUGUACAGUACAUGUGCCAUGUUUGCUUAACCAGUCAAUAAAACAUUUACAGCAAUCAAA
Bombina bombina (fire-bellied toad) is the source of this 2719-nucleotide messenger RNA. RefSeq names its product peripherin (gene PRPH). The transcript is spliced from 9 exons. The coding region runs from base 177 to 1544 and encodes 455 amino acids. The record is from RefSeq and is a predicted model, not a curated record. Gene Ontology annotation, cellular component: axon; type III intermediate filament; plasma membrane. Gene Ontology annotation, molecular function: structural molecule activity. Lineage: Eukaryota; Metazoa; Chordata; Amphibia; Anura; Bombinatoridae.